AUGCCUAACCUUUCCACCCUUGCUCUGCCAAAUCUCAAGAAUUAUCCGUACUGCAAAAUAAAUAUUUAUGGCCUGGUCCCUACGUGUAUUGUCCGUCUAUAUGGAGGGCAAGUUACCUCUUGGAAGAAUGAGCAGGGGGAUGAGUUACUUUUUGUAAGCAGCAAGGCAGUUUUCAAGUCUCCAGGAGCAAUUCGUGGUGGCAUACCCAUCUGCUUUCCCCAGUUUGGAACACAUGGAAAUCUUGAAAAACAUGGAUUUGCAAGGAACCGGCUAUGGCUCGUUGAUGAUAAUCCUCCACCACUCCCAGUAAACAGCGGUAUUAAAACUUAUGCAGAUCUCAUUCUGAAGCCUUCUGAAGAAGAUCUCAAGAUCUGGCCUCACAGAUUUGAAUUCCGGUUAAGAGUUGCUCUUGGACCCAAAGGAGAUUUGUUUCUUACUUCCCGAAUUAGAAACACCAACACUGAUGGAAAACCUUUCUCAUUUACAUUUGCAUAUCAUACAUACUUCUCCGUGUCUGACAUAAGCGAAGUACGUAUUGAAGGGCUGGAAACAAUGGACUACUUUGACAACCUGAAGGGAAAAGAGCGAUUCACAGAGCAGGGGGAUGCUCUUGUGUUUGAAUCAGAGAUUGAUAAAGUAUAUCUGGACACACCACCAAAAAUUGCAAUUAUUGAUCAUGAGAAGAAAAGAACAUUUGUGCUUAGGAAAGAUGGGCUUCCAGAUGCUGUUGUAUGGAACCCAUGGGAGAGGAGGUCAAAAACCAUUCUUGAUUUUGGUGAUGAAGAAUAUAAGCACAUGUUGUGUGUGGAGCCUGCAGCUGUUGAGAAGCCCAUUACCUUGAAGCCUGGUGAAGAGUGGAAAGGAAGGUUGGAGCUCUCAGCUGUUCCUUCCAGUUACUAUAGUGGUCAGUUAGAUCCAGACAAGGUUCUUCAUGGUUGA
Molecule: messenger RNA, 939 nt
Organism: Triticum turgidum subsp. durum (durum wheat)
Lineage: Eukaryota; Viridiplantae; Streptophyta; Magnoliopsida; Poales; Poaceae
Source: the annotation of a GenBank genome assembly